AUGCCUUCCACUCUAGCCCAGAAUCUGCUUGUGUCCCUGGUCCUGGUCCAGCUGGCCCGUCCCGACCGCACUCCCAGUGCUACUACCAUCUCUCAGACCUACAACCUGGCCCGACUGCUGCAAGCCAACACCACGAAGCUGCUCAACAUCUACCUGAACGCCCAGGGCUCCCCAUUCAGUGACCCCGGUUUCAGCGCCCUGGGGCUACGGUGGGCAGGGGUGCCGGUGGCCUCCUUCCCGUUCCUGGCCUGGCGCACCAUGGGCGACGCGGAGCGGCUGGCACAGAACUACGGGGCGUACGCCACCUUUGACGCCUUCCUCCAGCUGGUGUGGGAUGACCAAGAUGAGCUGUGCCCCGACUGCUCUGAGCUGCUGGCCAUGCUGGGCACUGCCCGGGCCCGGACACGAGGUCUCCUGGCCAACCUGACCUCCAUUAUGGCUGCCAUGGGCAUCCCGGUGACCCUGGCCACAGACCCUUUGACCUCAGAGGCAGCCGGGGUGGGGGCAUUUGAGAAGAAGUGCCGGGGCUACGUGGUAUGCCGGGAGUUCCAUGGCUGGGUCGACCGGACUGUGCGUGACUUCACCCUGCUCAAGGCCAAGUACCCGGCCUAGGAGGUGCCGCCACGCCAGGCACUGUCUGUGAGCAUAGAGACCGGACCAUACAUUUCCUGUUGGCCUAGAGGAUGCUUCCUGUUGGCUGGGCCAAUGCACUUUCUGUUGACUUAUAGACCGGGCCAUGCACUUCCCAUUGGCUGGGCCAUGGAUUGCCUGUGAUCCUAUAGACUGGGCCAUGCACUUGCUGUUGGCCUAGUGGAUAGCCAAUGCACUUCCUGUUGGUCUAUGGAUUGGGUCAUGCAUUUCCUGUUGGCCUAGAGGAUGGCCAAUACACUUCCUGUUGGCCUAUGGACUGGAUCAUGCAUUUCCUGUUGGCCUAGAGGAUGGCCAGUACACUUCCUGUUGGCCUAUGGACUGGAUCAUGCAUUUCCUGUUGGCCUAGAG
Caretta caretta (loggerhead turtle) is the source of this 999-nucleotide messenger RNA. RefSeq names its product cardiotrophin-2-like. Gene Ontology annotation, biological process: positive regulation of tyrosine phosphorylation of STAT protein; cell surface receptor signaling pathway. Gene Ontology annotation, molecular function: cytokine activity. Gene Ontology annotation, cellular component: extracellular region. The record is from RefSeq and is a predicted model, not a curated record. NCBI's taxonomy places the organism in Eukaryota, Metazoa, Chordata, Testudines, Cheloniidae.